AUGGAUCCAUCCCUUCACCUCCUGGACCCCAGAACUGCAGUCUGGGCUCUGCCAGGGGCUUACCUGCAGCUUUUUGGCUGGAUUGCUAGGGAGGCUGGAGGAAGCUUGGGUCAGCUGGUACCUUCCUCACUUCUCUCUUCCAGGUUUGCCCAUGUUUUCCUGGAGCCUGGGACAUUUGUCUUCAGGGACAGCUCCGUUCAGGAACGCUUCCUGAUUGUGACAGUGAACAAAGCCAAUGUGAGCUGUGACCCUGGGGACGUGUCCUUCCAGCCCUCCUCCCUGUUCCAGCUGGCCAGACACGGCAUUUUGAAGCAGCAGCAUCUGCACUUGGCUCCCAACUGGGCUGCAAUCACAGCAAUCCUCUUUGUCCUGGGCUUCCUCGUGCUGGUGCUGACCACCCUGGCCAUCGUGUUCCAGUCUGCUGGCCCCAAAAUUAGCCCCCUAAAGAGCUGGAAGCCACGAUGGAGGAGCCUGGGGGAGCCCCACGUCCCACCAGAGUACAUCCUCCUUAAGGACAGCCUCAAGUUCUAUCAGAUGCUUGGUCCUCGUGGAUCUGGAGCAGAUGCUGGCUCUGGAGAGAGAGGAGCAGUGCCCAGUGCAGGUGCAGUAUUUUGA
Molecule: messenger RNA, 615 nt
Organism: Cyanistes caeruleus (blue tit)
Lineage: Eukaryota; Metazoa; Chordata; Aves; Passeriformes; Paridae
Source: RefSeq, a predicted model, not a curated record